AUGUCUCUCUUUCUCCCAUACACCUUCGCGGUCGUGUUCGACGGCCUGCCAAACCCCGCCCGCGCCAACCACCCCAUCGGCCGCUUCCACAAUGCGCAGGAGGGCUACGACGACUGUUGGAUCCAGAACGGCCACCUCGGGUUCCUCUGUGCGCGAGCUGCACGUCCGGUUCACGACGAGCCUGAGUUCGUCGGCGCGCUGCUGGACGAGGUCCUGCGGGCGCUGCCGUGGUGUGCCGAGACGCCGUGUCCGUCGCUGCGGACGCUCGCCGUCCAGCGUGCCCAGGUUCCAGACGAGGCCAUCGAAGAUGUCAGGGCGCGGUAG
This is a messenger RNA of Epithele typhae, 324 nucleotides long. RefSeq lists its product as uncharacterized. The record is from RefSeq and is a predicted model, not a curated record. Bases 1 to 324 code for a protein of 107 amino acids. Lineage: Eukaryota; Fungi; Basidiomycota; Agaricomycetes; Polyporales; Epitheliaceae. The transcript is spliced from 2 exons.